Messenger RNA from Drosophila rhopaloa, 1086 nucleotides. RefSeq names its product N-alpha-acetyltransferase daf-31 (gene vnc). Gene Ontology annotation, cellular component: NatA complex. NCBI's taxonomy places the organism in Eukaryota, Metazoa, Arthropoda, Insecta, Diptera, Drosophilidae. Gene Ontology annotation, molecular function: protein-N-terminal-glutamate acetyltransferase activity; protein N-terminal-serine acetyltransferase activity. The record is from RefSeq and is a predicted model, not a curated record. The transcript has a single exon. Gene Ontology annotation, biological process: N-terminal peptidyl-glutamic acid acetylation. Bases 1 to 591 code for a protein of 196 amino acids.
AUGAACAUCCGCUGCGCCAAACCGGAGGACCUAAUGACCAUGCAGCACUGCAAUCUGCUGUGCCUGCCGGAGAACUACCAAAUGAAGUACUACUUCUACCAUGGGCUCACCUGGCCUCAGCUCAGUUACGUGGCCGAGGACGACAAGGGCGGCAUUGUGGGCUAUGUCCUGGCCAAGAUGGAGGAGCCGGAACCAAACGAGGAGAGCCGCCACGGGCACAUCACUUCGCUGGCCGUUAAACGUUCCUAUCGGCGACUAGGCCUGGCCCAGAAGCUCAUGAACCAGGCCUCCCAGGCCAUGGUCGAGUGCUUCAAUGCCCAGUAUGUCUCGCUGCACGUGAGAAAGAGCAACCGGGCUGCCCUGAACCUCUACACCAACGCCCUCAAGUUCAAGAUCAUCGAGGUGGAGCCCAAGUACUAUGCCGAUGGCGAGGAUGCCUACGCCAUGCGGCGCGACCUCAGCGAGUUUGCUGACGAAGAUCAGGCCAAGUCUUCUAAGCAGGCGGGCGAUGAGGAGGAGAAGGUAGCCCACAGAUCCAGCGGACAUGGUCACUCGCACAACCACAGUGGUCACGAUGGCCAUUGUUGCUGAACCAAUUCGCUGCCGGCGCAUGCGGGUUUCGACGUUUUUUUGCAUUUUUAUGCAUUAGGGUUUUGUAAUUAAUUAACUGAUAAAACGUAACUAAAAUUAAAACAGAAGUAAUGACAAAAACGUGUUAUUUUUACAACAGCUAUGGGUUUCGAAAAAACACUUUUGUUUACCAUCGCCGUUUCAUAAUUUAUAUUUUACAUUUUGUCAUUUUACAAGAUUUAUUUUCUAUAAAUACAAAAAUACUGAAAAAAUUUAAAAAUUAGUUAUUACAUGACAACUAACAAAUUUUUGCAAAUGUAAUUUCUACUUCAAAUGUAACAAAUCAAAAUCAAUUAAUUUAAUAAUUUUUUAGUAAACUAUAUUUUUGAAAUACAUAACUAUAUACACAUAAAUAAACACCACUAUAAUUUAAAUGUUCAAAAUUUAAAAUUUACUUGAGAAAUUAAUCAUAAAAGAACACCUUUUCAAAUUAAAAAAAAAUUUUUUGUUUUGCGA